Messenger RNA from Phaeodactylum tricornutum CCAP 1055/1, 1755 nucleotides. RefSeq lists its product with no specific name. Lineage: Eukaryota; Bacillariophyta; Bacillariophyceae; Surirellales; Neidiaceae. The record is from RefSeq and is a predicted model, not a curated record. Bases 95 to 1081 code for a protein of 328 amino acids. The transcript is spliced from 2 exons. Gene Ontology annotation, molecular function: calcium ion binding.
UAAUGAGAAAAUGCUGUGGCAGCAACACGAAAGAUACUGACCCUGAAGUGCAUUUCCAGAGUAGUCCUGAUUUCAACUUUUGAUUUAGGUUGUCAUGAGACAACUGCACUAUCUUUCGAUCUGCUGCUGCGUCGUAGCUUCAGCAAUAGCCUUUACUUCUCCAGUGCAUUCUAAUGGGCGGUCGAGAUGUCUUCGCGAAUCGCUGCGGUAUCGACGCCAUAGGAAGCAGCUCAAUUACGUUUCUCCUCGAGUGCGAGAAGAAACAACGCCGUUUUUAGAUUUGAGCUCUACCCUUCCAGAUUUGACAACCACAUCAUCAACUGCACCGGAAUCGGAUAUCGUUUCGCCAGAAGUGUCCGCUCCAGAAAUGGUUCUAAAAGAAGCUACGUCUACUAAGACAGCUUUUCCGGCUUCUUGGUUUCAAGUGUCUCGAAUCCUUCAAUUAGUAGUGCUUCUCCGCACACUGGGAAAGCAUUUGUCGCCUCCAUCGAAGCGAGAACAUAUUCUGUCAACUCCACUCCGCAACAAAAAUCCGCUGUCCAAUCUUUUGCAGCUUCGACAAAUUUAUUUCCGACGUCUCUCCAAUUGGGCUUUUGAAGUCUGUGAUCCUUCCCGUUCGGGACAGUUGACACCAACCGAACUAUACGCUGGUAUCCUGUUGAUUCAUCUUCACUUGGCCCGGUACGCUGGAGUCGCCGCCUGCCAUCCACCGGAUCGAACACAAGUUGAUGAAUUCUUCCGGUUGGCCGAUCCCAAACAAUCCGGAACAAUUGGCAAACAAGAAUUCACUAAUAUUGUGCUUUUGACCUUCGCCCAUAUUGGCAGUCGAAUGCUGGCAUAUUACGUAAUAUUACUCGCCGCGAUGCCUCUCUUCUCGUCCACACUAUGGCGCCAGUGGUACACAGCAUUUCCCUACCGAGCGACACCGAGCUGGUGCGGACAUCUCAUCAUUGGAACAGCCGAACACGUCGCAUCCUUGUUGCUCUUUGUUCUGGUAGUCCCCAUUAUAUUUGAACACGUCGACCGCAUCGCCCGCCACCUUGUUCGAAGGCGCCGUCCACAGCGUCGCCCUUACUGGUAGGAACAAGAUUUUAUUCAAGAUACUUCUAAAUCGACAUGAUGUCUGUGACAACUUCAUUGCAAUUCACGCUCGACACCGACUUCUUACACAACUACUCCCCCAACAAUUGUGUAUGACUUGCGUCCUGUAAGACAAUGCCCUCUGAUUGUGAGUAAGCUAACAUUUUAUUGCUCCUUCUUUGUCUUCGUGUACCAAUCGAAAUGACCGUUGAAUCCACGCCAUACCUCUGGAAACACAUCGUCGUGGAACCCAAUGGGAUGGCGGAAGGCGUCUGGCAUCAAAAAACGAUCCCGUCCUGUACGGUGCGUCCCAAUUUGGCAAGGGAUGCGAGAGAGAUGAACUCCAGUUCAUAAGGGACCAUUUUCUCUCGUAUACCACAUCUCGUCUCGCGCCGGCACGACACUGGCAAGAUCCCAACUUUCCCCACUUUCCGAUGGCAUCAUUAAAAAUCGGACAACACCCGUGAAGAUGCCAAGGCGUGCUCCAGAGAUGGUGCGUGGCUAAGUACAAUGAACAAAUCGGAGUUACGUCGUGAGAGUAGUUUGCGUUUUUGCCUUCACAGCCACCACAUUGAUGGUCGCAGUUGGCUCGGGAAGGCGCUACGAGGUAGGCAUUAGAAUCUCAGCUUGGGAUGGAUUUUCAGCGAUGACCAGUCUUUUAAAUCAAGGGACACG